This is a messenger RNA of Puccinia graminis f. sp. tritici CRL 75-36-700-3, 1418 nucleotides long. RefSeq lists its product as uncharacterized. The transcript is spliced from 2 exons. NCBI's taxonomy places the organism in Eukaryota, Fungi, Basidiomycota, Pucciniomycetes, Pucciniales, Pucciniaceae. The record is from RefSeq and is a predicted model, not a curated record. The coding region runs from base 28 to 1227 and encodes 399 amino acids.
CCAAUUCUUUAACCGACGACCAGCCAGAUGAGCAACAAUCUCGAGCAGGGAGUUAGCCAGAGCAAGGACGACGCCAGGGCUACAAACACGAUAGGCAGUAGCAGCACCACCCCCGAGCUGCAUGGGCAGCAGAAGAUACAGAAUAUCAAGACGGGAGACUCCAACAAGAAGAAGAGGUCGCCGAACUGGUUGCCACAGGAGGAGGAACAACUGGCCUGCUCGUGGUUGGUGGUCAGCCAACGACCCGAAUUCAUCACCAACCAAACCAGUGAGUCAUUCUUUAGAGCCGUCGAACUCGACUUCAAUCAACAUAGCAAGCUCCAUCACCGUGACCACGACCAAAUCAGAAUUCGCUGGGCUGCUCUCAAUACAUCUACCCUAAAGUUUUCGGCAAUCUACAAUGCACUGGAAAAGUCACCCCCUAAGGACAGUACGCCGGAGGACUGGAUGGCCACUGCAAGAAAGAUCUACUCUGAACAGAGUAGAGGUCACACCUUCAAAGAUGAACUCGCUUGGAAGAAAUUAAGACACGCUCCCAAAUGGAAACAGGAUAAUAAAAAACUCAAUUAUCAUCAGGUUUUGAUGCCUGAUCUAUCCGUCGACGUCCAUCAACAACACCAACAUCAGCGCUUACAAGCCAUUGGUCAACAAGAACAGACACUCAAUCAGCAUCAUCAGCAGCUUCAUCAACUACUCCAACAGCCUCAGGAUCAACUGCCGCCACCGCCACAACAACAACAGCAGCAGCAGCAGCAGCAACAUCAACAAGCAGAAUGUUCAAGUACCUCUACGCAACAUCAUUCACCCAGGUCGGACUCGCCUUUAACUCAGACGAUCGAAGGCAGCAGAUCAAAACGAUUAAGGCUAGACCAAGAUCUCGAACGCUUGAUUGCCCAAACAACCGGACAUGAUUCCAGCCACAGCAUCCCAGUCAUCCCUACCGAUCCACACGAAAAACGACAGCCGGAUCCAUCCAACGAGAAUAACGAGGAUCAGGAUCAGUUGGAUCUCAACACGUUUGACUCGCUCGACGAUCAGGGCCAACAGCGGCUGGUCGCACAGAACUUGCAGCUCGAACGCGAGCUCAAACGGAGCCAGAUCGAAAUGAAUAACCUCAAGCUGCUCAUGCAAUCCGAGGCCGAUUGUCCUGAUCAGGAAAGCGUCAUCCUGCUCAGACUCAUGAAAUCUAGAUUGAAAAAACGGCUCCUGCUUGAUCAAGAAAAUUAGCAAUACUCGCGACUCUCUCCUUCCGCCUUUCCCCCCCUUUGUCGUUCACCUGUUUGUUCCCUUCUUUUUUCGCUCCAUUCGUCUUUCUAUAUCAUCAGAGUUGAUAUCGGCCGCUGUACCAUACUAAACAGGUCCAGCAAUCAAUCUAGAAACAAGUCCCUUCAAGCUCUUUUUUUUUUUUUAAAUUGUCA